AUGCCAACGCUUCCCGGGACCUCCCCCGGGGCCCCACACCGUCGGGUUCACCCAGGUGAACGCUGCUCGCUCCUUCUCCGGAGCCAGCGAGGAGCCCUUCCCCGGCAGCUCUGGCUCCCUCCAGAUCUGCCCGCCCCGAAGCCGGACCCGGAGCUGCAGGAGGACAUGGUGGGUCCGGAGCAUCCCAUUGCCCAGGCCCCGCAGGAAUUGGUAACAUUCAGUGAUGUGGCUGUGGACUUUUCCUGGGAGGAAUGGGGGCACUUGGCCCCUUCUCAGAAGGAGCUGUACCAAGAGGUGAUGUUGGAGAACUACAGGAAUCUUGUUGACCUGGGGCUUGCUGUUUCCAAACCAGAUGUGAUUUCCAGGUUGGAGCAAGGGAAAGCACCUUGGAUGCCAGAGGAAGAAGACCCAAGAUGCAGAUGUGCAACCUGGGAGAUGAGGCCUAAACUUCCAAAGACGGGCAUUUCUAUGGAUCUGUUAUCCCUGGAAAGACUCUCAAGUGAAAGCAGCUGUGACUCCAAAUUGGGAAAGUCAUGUGAAUGUACAGCCAGAUUAAAGAGGAAGCAGAACAAUGAAGAGAAACAUUUUCAAGUAAAAGUCAUCCAAAGAAACCCUUUCAAUGUAGUGAAGAGCAAUGACUAUAACAAAUGGUUUGGUUUAUGGCCAGUCCAUUCUCCACACCAGGGGAAAGAAGUAGAAAAAAGUCUCCACAAGUAUGAUAAAGAUCAAAAGAGCUACUCACUCAAUUCAGACCCAAGAAGAAACAGUGAUAUCUACUUAAAGAAGAUACUUUCCAAGUAUAAUGAAUGUGAAAAAUCGUUCGGCCAUAAUUCUACUUUUAUGGAAUAUCAAAGAAAUUGUAUUGGAGAGAAACUUUGUGAAUUUGAUGAAUGUGGGAAAGCCACAUGCCUUGACUCAUCCAUUGCUUCAUAUCAUAGGAUUCAUUCUGGAGAGAACCAGAAUAAAUCUGAUGAUUGUGGGGAGUUCUUUUCCCAGAGCCUACAACUUAUUGAACAUCAGGUAACUCCUCCUGGAGAGAAAGCUUAUGAAUGUAAUGAAUGUGGAAAGACCUUUAGAUGCAGUUCAUCCCUUACUUCUCAUCACAGGAUUCAUACUGGAGAGAAAUCCUAUGAAUGUAAUGAAUGUGGGAAGACCUUUAGAUACUGUUCAUCUCUUACUUUCCACCUCAGGAUUCAUACUGGAGAGAAACCAUAUGAUUGUAAGGAAUGUGGGAAAACCUUUGGCCAAAGUAUACAACUUCUUGAACAUCGCAGAAUUCAUACUGGAGAGAAACCAUAUGAAUGCAAUGAAUGUGGGAAGACCUUUAGACACAGCUCAUCCCGUAUUUCUCAUCACAGAAUUCACACUGGAGAAAAACCCUAUGAAUGUAAUGAAUGUGGGAAGGCCUUCAAACACAGCUCUUCUCUUAUUUACCAUCACAGAAUUCAUACCGGAGAGAAGUCAUAUGAAUGUAAGGAAUGUGGAAAGGCCUUUCGAGAGAGUUCAAAACUGACACGACAUCAAAGAAUCCAUACUGGAGAGAAACCGUAUGAAUGUAAUGAAUGUGGAAAGACCUUUAGUGGGAGAACACAACUUACUCGCCAUUGGCGAAUUCACACUGGAGAUAAACCUUAUGAAUGUAAACAGUGUGGGAAGGCCUUUUGCCAGAAGACCCAGCUUACUAAACAUCAACGAAUUCAUACUGGAGAGAAGCCAUACGAAUGUCAGGAGUGCGGAAAGGCCUUUCGCCAAAGGUCACAUCUCACUUGCCAUCAGGGACUUCAUUUUGGAAAGAAACUUUAUAAAUAUAAUGAAAAUCAAAAGGAUUUUAGUCAUACACUUUGCUGAAAAUUCUAGAAUGCAUAUUAAAAAGAAACUGUAGAUGAAGCGAAUUCUUUCAAUUAAUUCCUAUAAUAGCCAUUCCAAAUCUUUUCUUCUCUAGUUUCCAGACAACUUCUACAUCCAGUGCCAAGACUUAUUGCAGAUUUUCUCAGUGUGUGUGUAUAUGGGAGGAUCUCACUCC
Molecule: messenger RNA, 2023 nt
Organism: Gracilinanus agilis (Agile Gracile Mouse Opossum)
Lineage: Eukaryota; Metazoa; Chordata; Mammalia; Didelphimorphia; Didelphidae
Product: zinc finger protein 383-like
Exons: 5
Coding region: 1-1848 (615 amino acids)
Biological process (GO): regulation of transcription by RNA polymerase II
Cellular component (GO): nucleus
Molecular function (GO): DNA-binding transcription activator activity, RNA polymerase II-specific; RNA polymerase II cis-regulatory region sequence-specific DNA binding
Source: RefSeq, a predicted model, not a curated record